This is a messenger RNA of Penicillium angulare, 1251 nucleotides long. Its product is annotated as adaptor protein NBP2. The record is from RefSeq and is a predicted model, not a curated record. Bases 1 to 1251 code for a protein of 416 amino acids. Gene Ontology annotation, molecular function: protein binding. The transcript has a single exon. Lineage: Eukaryota; Fungi; Ascomycota; Eurotiomycetes; Eurotiales; Aspergillaceae.
AUGGCUGCCCCGACCUCCCCUAAUACGCUUUCUGCAGACAACCUGUCGGUCCUGCCCCCCAUCCUGACGGAUGCCACAGUGAAACCGUCUCCCAGCGCGAAGGAUCGUCUAUCUACAUACUCCAAUGUUUCCUUCGCAUCCCAAAAUCGUUCGCGCCCGGGCUCUCACGUAUUUCCUAUAUUCCACUCUAGUCUGCCGUACGCUCUCGUGCGAGACUUUGCCUACCCACCAAUUCAUCCACUGCACUACGGUCCACCUCCCCUAGCCUCUGGUGUCUCUACACCAGCAAGCGAAUACCGUCGUCUGUCCGAUCCAGCCACCUCAUGGGACACCUCCCGCGGGCCUUGGGCUGCCGGCCCAUGGAGCAACGAGAGCGGACAGACACAGGGUCCUGAUCCUGGCCCUGGCCCUGGACAUGGCCAUCAGAAAUUGCCGGCUAUGUCCUUUGGCGACGGGCCCCCGUACAGCGAGGAUGAGGAUUUGCAUAGCCCAGUAGUGACUACAUCGCGUCAACGGAAGAAGUCCGUUGGUACAGAUCUGAAUGGUAUGAUGCAUGAAAGCAUCUCAGACCCUGCAGAUCGCGGAAAAUUUAUUAGCAUGAACCCCGAUGGUAGUGAGACAUAUUACGUCAAUGGAGGUGUCUCAAUGGAAGAUGGACCUGGUGGGGAAUACGUCACAUACCCCGCCAACGAAGGGCGUUAUUCACACUACGAUACCAACCAGGGAUAUGCACCUGAUAACGGCUUCGAGACAGAUUAUGGCGGUGACCGAUUUAGCAAUGACUAUGAAUUUGCUGUUGGGUGUCCGGACGAAGAAAUGCACGGCAGAGCUGUUGCCCUCUUCGACUUCACCCGUGAGCAUGAGAACGAGCUGCCUCUCACAGAGGGCCAGGUGGUUUACGUCUCUUACCGACACGGCCACGGCUGGCUGGUUGCUGAAGAUCCAACGACUGGAGAAAAUGGUCUUGUUCCCGAGGAAUUCGUGAGACUGCUUCGCGAUAUCGAAGGAGGGUUGACCUCGUUGAACGGGGAGCUCAUCCCGGACUUGUCAGAAAGCAGCACAUCUGUCGAUAUGACUGAAGAUGAUCGCACCACUACUCCCACUCAGAAUGAUAUGAAGGACACGAAUGGUGACACUCCGAUGACGAACUCCGGCGAAGCAACUGGCGACAAAGCAACCGGCGACACCAGCGACACCAGCGAAACUACUGGUGAUACUGGUGCUCGUUCUAGCAUGAUUUCAAAAACCUGA